Messenger RNA from Lathyrus sativus (Indian pea), 879 nucleotides. The record is from the annotation of a GenBank genome assembly. NCBI's taxonomy places the organism in Eukaryota, Viridiplantae, Streptophyta, Magnoliopsida, Fabales, Fabaceae.
AUGUCCAUCUAUAGGGUACUUUCUCGAGCUUCCAGAAGCUUCACGCUGCUCUCUGCUUUGCAGAAGCCACAACCCCUCUCCACCACUUUCUUCCAUCACUUCAGUUCCUUUCCUCAUCAAUCAUCCAAUAAGGUUAUUCCGAUUCAAGCCAAUUUGUUUUGUCCUUCAAUAAGUUCAUCCUUGAAUCCAAGAUUUGGAUUUUCUACCUCGGCCUCAUCGGAGUCUUCAAAAACAAGUGAAGAGGCUAAUGUAACUGAUCGGAAUGAAGAAGAUAACGGUGAAGAUCAAACGAAAGACUCAGAUGCAGAGAUUGAAUGUGAUCUAUCCAAAGAUGAGUUAAUAAAGCUUGUUACUGAGAAGGAAGCACUUUUGAAGUUAAAGCACAAAGAGAUUGAAAAAAUGCAGGAUAAAGUUUUACGUACUUACGCAGAGAUGGAGAAUGUCAUGGACAGGACUAAACGCAAUGCAGAGAAUUCAAAAAAAUUUGCCAUACAGAAUUUCGCCAAGAGUUUACUAGAUGUUGCUGACAAUCUGGGAAGAGCUUCUUCAGUUGUAAAGGACAGUUUUUCAAAAAUUGAAUCACCUAAAGAAUCUGAUGAAGCCGCACCACUCCUGAAAACGCUUCUGGAAGGUGUUGAAAUGACUGAGAAACAACUUGCAGAGGUACUUAAAAAGCAUGGUGUAGAAAAAUUUGAUCCUACAAAUGAACCAUUUGAUCCAAACAGGCAUAAUGCCAUCUUCCAAAUACCUGAUGCUUCCAAACCUCCAGGCACUGUUGGAGCUGUUCUGAAGGCAGGAUAUAUGCUUUAUGACCGCGUACUUCGUCCAGCAGAAGUUGGGGUAACACACGAAGUUGAGGAAAACAAAACAGAUGAAUGA